This is a messenger RNA of Rotaria sordida, 2160 nucleotides long. The record is from the annotation of a GenBank genome assembly. NCBI's taxonomy places the organism in Eukaryota, Metazoa, Rotifera, Eurotatoria, Philodinida, Philodinidae.
AUGCAAUACAAUCAUAUUGUUGUAUUCAUAUUGGUAUUUAUUUUUGUCAUAUAUGGCCAAAGUUUACAGUUUUGUCAAAAACUUCCUAAACAUUUUAUUAUUAAUGCUAUUGACAAUGAUAAAAUAAAAUCGAAUAGAAAUCAAUGUUUUACUAUUGGAUAUUGUCAUAUGACAAUAAUUACAACUAAUCAAUAUCAUAUAAUUAAUUUCGAACAAAAUUAUAUUGAUCAAUUUAUAUUCUCAUCAAUAAAUAAACUUAUAAUUGAUCAUAAUCAAAAAAAUUUAUCUUUAAUAUUUUCAUCAAUAUUAAAUAAUAGAAUAAUAAAUACAACAGAAAUAUUAAUGCAUAAUUGUUAUAAAAAUAAAAAAUUUAUUAAACGUAAUACAAAAGAACAAUAUCGAGAUGAUUCAACAUCAUCAAUAGUAAUUACAUUUAAUUCAUCAUCAUUUAUUGAUUAUCAUUGUCAAACAUUACUUGAUUAUCCAUUACGUUUAUCUUUACGUUUUCGUACAUUAGGUCGAAUAUCAAGUGGUGUACUUCUUUCAUUAACACAACGUAAAACUUCAUCAUUAACAAUACCAUUUUUUAUUAUUGAACAUUCAAAUGGAAAAGUUGAAAUAACUAUUCUUCAAUUAGAUGAAAAGAAAGUAUUAUCAACUGUCACUACUCUUCAAUGUGGAAAAAAUAUAAAUAAUGAUAAUUGGCAUUGGUUACAACUUGAAUUAGAUCAAAAUGGAAUAUUUACACUUGUUGUUGAUGAUGAUAGUCGAACAUCUCAAAUACCAAGUUAUGUUGUAGGUAGUUGGAAUUUAAAUGCUGUAUUAGUUGGUGAUACACGUCGUUUAAGUUCUGAUAUAUUUCAACCAUUUAUUGGUUAUAUGAGUGAUCUCAUAUUUAAUGAUGAAUAUUUAUUUGAAAAUUUAAUAAAACCACAUGAACAACUUGUAUCAAAUUUUCAUUAUUAUAGUCAACAUAUUAUAAUUGGUUAUCGUAUAUCAUUUUUUAAUUUAGUUACAAUUAAUACACAAAAAUCUUAUAUAGCUUUUUCUGAACGUGAAAAUCAAAAUAAAAAUCAUGGAAAACUUGAUAUUUAUUUUUUAUUUCGUUCAUAUGUACCUGAUGGAAUUAUAUUAUAUCGUUAUGCACAAGGUUUAAAUGAAUAUUUUGCUAUUGGUUUAAGAGCUGGUAUACUUGCAUUAUUUAUUGAUUUUGGUUUUGGUAAACGACAAAUUGUUAGUGAUGAAUCAACAAAAUUAGCUGAUGGAAAAUGGCAUGAAGUACGUGUAACAAGAAUUGGCAUUGAUAAGAUUGAAUUAAUUGUUGAUAAUCGUGUAAAUCGUUCUACUUUAUCAGCUAAUGGUAUACGAAAUGCUGUUUCUCUUCAACCAGUUCUUUAUGUUGGUGGAAUACCAAAUAAUAAUAAUAUUAAUUUAACUGGAUCAGGUCUUAAUGCACAUGGAUUUCAAGGAUGUUUAUCAAGUUUUAUUGUUGAUGGUCGUUUACUUGAUUAUCAACGUGCAUUAGUACUUAAUGGACAAGUGAAAAUGAAUGUUUGUUCAGAUUUAAAUAAACUUUGUUAUGAUUUUACAUGUAUUCAUUCGGGUGUAUGUUCAACAAAUGAAAAUGAUGAGCCAAAUUGUGAUUGUAUUGAAACAAGUUAUAUAGGUGAACGAUGUGAUAAAUUACCAAAAGGAUUUUAUUUUGGUAAACAUCAUUCAAUUGGUUCAAUUGAAUAUGUUAUACCAAAAGUAUAUCAAACAGAUAAUGAUAUAAUAUCAUUUGGUUUACAAACAUCAUCAAUAUCAGCACAAAUAUUUCGUCUUGAAUCUGAUUUAAAUUUAUAUAGUCUUGAAUAUGAAAUUAUACGAGAACGAUCAUAUAUUAAAUUAAAUAUGGGUACAAAACAAUCUGAUGUUUAUUCAGGUGUUGCUUAUGUAACUGAUGGAAUGUAUCAUGCUAUUAAAAUAAUUCGAAGAUUUUCAAUUAUUGAAUUAUAUGUUGAUGGAACUCGAAUAAAAUUAGAAGGAGGAAAUAAAUAUUCACGUCAAUUAGAACAACAAACCUUUCUUAAACAACAACGUUUACGUAUUGGAAAUUUUAAAAAUGCUUCACAUUGGAAUGGAAUUAUUGCUGGUAUGUUUAAUAAAAAUUUUUCAUAA